CUUUGACAGUAGAUAGUGGCUGUUUGUAAAUUCUUGUUGUGAUAAGUUAUUAUCGCUUGCCCUAAAUAAAUAUUUAAAUAGUAAAGUCCGACUAAACAUUUAAAAUGCCUGAGAUUAAAGAAUACGAAUUUAAUGUCGAGAUGACUUGUGAAGGGUGUUCCGGGGCCGUUGAAAGAGUUCUUGGUAAACUUAAAGGUAAAGGUGUUGAAGAUGUAGUAAUAAACAUGGCUGAUCAAAAAGUUUGUGUAAAAGCUUCCUUAUCAUCAGAUGAGUUAUUGGAAGUUAUAAAGAAGACUGGAAAAGCUACCUCUUUUGUGAAAGCCAAAUAAGAAAUAUUACCAUAGUAUUAAACAUGAUAAAUUUUAAACUUCAAUUAUGAGAUUUGCUUGUUAAUUUUAUUGGUGAUGAAAACG
Messenger RNA from Ctenocephalides felis (cat flea), 413 nucleotides. RefSeq names its product copper transport protein ATOX1-like. NCBI's taxonomy places the organism in Eukaryota, Metazoa, Arthropoda, Insecta, Siphonaptera, Pulicidae. Gene Ontology annotation, biological process: copper ion transport. The coding region runs from base 105 to 329 and encodes 74 amino acids. The transcript is spliced from 3 exons. Gene Ontology annotation, molecular function: metal ion binding; copper chaperone activity. The record is from RefSeq and is a predicted model, not a curated record. Gene Ontology annotation, cellular component: cytosol.